Molecule: messenger RNA, 894 nt
Organism: Cylicocyclus nassatus
Lineage: Eukaryota; Metazoa; Nematoda; Chromadorea; Rhabditida; Strongylidae
Source: the annotation of a GenBank genome assembly
AUGGGCAUGUCCGCUUUGUACGAGCUCGAGUCCACAAAGGUGCAACAAGAAUGGGAAAUCCUCACUAAGGAAGUUGGCUUUGACUUGAAAUCACAUGCAGUGAGCAGCGUUGAACUGUUACAACAUAAAGAGAGAAGCUGUCAUUUUUACGUCUUGAGAACAUUAGAGGAUAGAUAUUGCAGUCGUUUGCUACAGGAAAUGAUUGCGAGAUGUAUAGAUAAAAAAGAACUAAGCACAUCUGAAUACUCUAUCUGCGCCGUUUGUUCCACUCCCGUCCUGACGCGUUCACUAUUCAGACAUUUUUCCACGGGAGAGCACAGGAAGAUGAAUGUGCACGAUGGAUUGUCAGAAUUCCGGGAGGUUCCUGAAAUUGCUGAAUCUCCCACUGUAACGGCUGUAAAUUUUCCAUAUUUAUCACUUCGAUAUUCCAAAGUAUUCAAAAUCAAGGAACUGGGAGAUGCUGAUUCUAUGACCCUUUUGAAAUGGCGUUGUUGUCUUGCUAGCGAGAUUGCAGGGCAUGUGGAUGACGUCUUGGAGUUUCCGACUACUCAUCUCAAUUUCUGGACCAUAUUGUCUGCCAUGGAUACAUUGACACUGGGAUCACGUUUGUCUAGAAAAGUGGGACAUCUUGAUCAUGUCGAAAGUCUAAUCCCGAAUAAAAUUCUUGGUUCGGUAGGAGAAGAAGCGCUUUCUUCUAUUAUUACAAAAACGAAACCCAGAACAUCUCAAGAAGAUAGCAACGUCAUCUACACUACUCCACGAUCUAGCACUGAAGCUUCAGCGUCAAGGUUGAGGAUUAACAAGAAUCCCGAUGGGCCAAUCUUCCAGGUGUCUGAUUUUGGUUUGAAGGCAGAUCUAUUCAAGGCCGUUCCAGAGAUGAUUGCAGCUUUAUGA